Molecule: messenger RNA, 1581 nt
Organism: Coprinopsis cinerea okayama7#130
Lineage: Eukaryota; Fungi; Basidiomycota; Agaricomycetes; Agaricales; Psathyrellaceae
Exons: 6
Coding region: 1-1581 (526 amino acids)
Source: RefSeq, a predicted model, not a curated record
AUGCAUGGUCAGAACGACCUGGAGGCUACCCCAAAUCCACGAGCGAUACCAUCUUCUGCGGUGAAAAAUGUAGAAGAAAGUCGACAGCAGCGGUUGCAGCGACAACAGUCGAGAUUUCGUGAUAGAGGAGGGAUAUUUGUGCCCACGUCUAGAAACACAUUAGCAGACAUUCUUCUUGGCCGUCGGGACGCCUCACCCAAGAAACCCCGUCGAAGUCGAGGCCGUAGUGUAUCUGUAUCUCCUCGGAAGCCAUACCACCCACCCAGCAGUCCUUCCGUAGGGAAAAGCAAGAAAAAGGCGUCUCUUUCGACCUCAAAUUCCCUUAGAAAGGGAAUUAUCUCGACUGCUCUGAGACGUAGCCCCCGAAAGCAGAAAGCAGCGGUUCAAUUUGAUUCGGAGUUGAGUGAGGAGGAAGAAAUCAUUCAAAAAGCAAAGUCAAAGGCAAAGAAAGCUCCCAAAUCCAAGGCUUCUACAACCGCCUCCAAGAAGGGGAAGGCUAAAGCGCCCGCUGAAAGUUCCGAGGACGAGAAAGUCGACAACGGGAAAUGCGCAUUACUAACUUCUAGUUCGAAACAGAAGGCAGCCUCUAAGUCGAAGCAGCCUACCAAAUCGAAACCCAAGCCUGUGGUAGACCCAGUGGAGAACGAUAUCGAGCAGGAAUUGGAACAGCCGCCAUCCAAAACAGCCGCCUCUUCCAGAGGCAAAGCGACAAAGCCAACGAAGAAGGGGAAGGGGAGAGGCAAGGCUAUACUAUCCGAAAUCGAAGACGAGCCGGACGAACUUCCACCUGUCAAGAAAUCCACGUCCAAGGCCCGACCACGAAUGGGCGAUUCGGAGGACGAAGAUGAUCUGCAACCAUUGACUUCGAAAGCCAAGGCCAAGAAGCGAAAGCUCAGCAUCGUUGAAGAGGAGGAAGAAGAGCAAGGCGACCUUUUCAUUGCCCAGUCAAGGGCCCGUGCCCCGUCUCCUUCAGACAGCGACGAUGACAAACCUCUUUCCUCUCCCGCGCCCAAACGGCCUAAGGUCUCAUCGACCACUCAAGCCUCAAGCUCUACUGUCGCUCAGAAGCCCGCCAGCGCGCAUACUAAGCCUCUAUCCGCAGCCAAACGAGAACAGCCUACCCCAACUAGCCCGGUGUUUCCCCCCAAGGCCAACGCUGGGAAACGCAAACUAGAUGCAACUUCGAAGGUCGUGGACGUCCCAGACUCCAAAGCUAAGAAACCCAAGACGGGAAAAACAACUAAUUCUCGGCCUACACCACUACCUCUGCAGGAAAUUCAUCCCAGCGAGAACGAUUCCGACACAGAAAUUAUUCCGCUACACAAGAAGCCUACAAAAUCUAAGCCACCAAACAAGAAAGCUGAAUCGAAACGCUCCUCCAAGUCGAAGCAGAAGAAAGAGAACACCCCGAUAUCUGACGUUGCAGACUAUAUCAUUCCUGUCAAAUCUGAGAGUAACAAGGGAACCGGGAAGCGAAAGAAGGCCAUCACAGGCCCCCGCAAAAGCGCGGUCGUCAGAAUCCAGCAACCCAUUCCACCCAUCGAAGACAAUGAUCCAGAUCCUAUUGAUUUCCUCUCGUAG